Messenger RNA from Rhincodon typus (whale shark), 1523 nucleotides. RefSeq names its product RNA polymerase II subunit G (gene polr2g). Gene Ontology annotation, cellular component: P-body; RNA polymerase II, core complex. Bases 163 to 681 code for a protein of 172 amino acids. The transcript has 8 exons. Gene Ontology annotation, molecular function: translation initiation factor binding; single-stranded RNA binding; single-stranded DNA binding. Gene Ontology annotation, biological process: transcription initiation at RNA polymerase II promoter; DNA-templated transcription; positive regulation of translational initiation. The record is from RefSeq and is a predicted model, not a curated record. Lineage: Eukaryota; Metazoa; Chordata; Chondrichthyes; Orectolobiformes; Rhincodontidae.
CCACGUUCCCGACCACCACCACAUUCCCCACCCCCCGCCCCAUCUACCAAAUCGCCGCUCAGAAGCGCGGCCGGCUAGUGGGUGGAGGUUUGGCUCUUUCCUGGUUGAGAGAAGUUACUUCACACACUCCCCUCCUUAAAGAACGUUUAAAUUGUCGCGACGAUGUUUUAUCAUAUUUCUCUGGAACAUGAGAUUCUGCUGCACCCUCGAUAUUUUGGUCCUAACCUGCUGAACACUGUCAAACAGAAGCUCUUCACUGAGGUCGAGGGAACUUGCACUGGAAAGUAUGGUUUUGUCAUUGCCGUCACCACUAUAGACAACAUUGGUGCUGGUGUAAUUCAGCCAGGCCGUGGAUUUGUGCUCUAUCCUGUCAAGUACAAGGCCAUAGUCUUCCGGCCAUUUAAAGGGGAGGUGGUUGAUGCUGUGGUCACUCAGGUCAACAAGGUUGGACUUUUCACAGAAAUUGGGCCCAUGUCCUGCUUCAUCUCGAGACAUUCAAUUCCAUCGGAAAUGGAGUUUGAUCCCAAUUCCAACCCUCCCUGCUACAAGACCAGUGAUGAGGACAUUGUUAUCCAACAAGAUGAUGAGAUUCGACUGAAGGUAGUAGGAACUAGAGUCGAUAAGAACGACAUAUUUGCUAUUGGCUCUCUGAUGGAUGACUACUUAGGGUUGGUGAGCUAAAGUUGAUGUUGGGCCUCCGAAGGUGAAACGGGCACCACCCAGAGACGAUCCCAUUUCUUCCCCAAUGCGUCAUCCCUGUUUGAGCAUUCGCUCGCUGGGGGGGCCCCUACCUGUGGUUGCAUUACAAUUAUCACACCGAAGCUCCUGGUUCAAGCUGGGUCUGAGACGACGGCCUCAUUUGACAACUUGGAGAUACGCUUUCAUCAGGGAGUACCUCCCUCUCUGUGCAAAAAUCUACCCUAAACUGAAUUCGACGUGGCGCUCCCGCUCUCUCCUUCUGACAUUGGGCACGCCUUUGUGUUGUCUCUUUACACACGCAACCCCUCAGCUUCUACUUGCUGCCUUUCAAUAGUGACUCAGUAAAACUACAAGAAUGGCCCCUAGACCAGUAUGAUCAGUAAGUGAUUGAUACCUGUUAUAAUGACUCAUUCUGUACCCAGGCAACCUGGAACACAAACCGUAAGUACUGAAUCUGCCUCCUGCUUUGGGCCACACCAGUGGGCUGCAAGUACGUUCAAACUAGCUCCCCUUCCAGUACCCGAAAUGACAAGAUAUGACCAUUGCCAUUUGUACUGGAGAAUUUGUCAGGUUUGGGGGGUGUGGGUGACUGAUUUUUUUUUUUUUUUAAACCAUUGCACCAGUCACCUUCCACACUUCAUCUUCUGCUGAUCAGUUUGUCUGGGACUUAGGCUGUGAUCUGCGUGCUUUUGAGGUCUGACACUGUGCUGGUGAAUACAAAUGGAGAUUUGAGAUUCACGUGUCUUUUUAAAGCAUUCCUUAUUCUUUUGAAUAAAAGAAGUGGUAGGUUAUUCUAAUAAAGAAAGUGUGAUUGCACUGGAAAA